Haliotis rubra (blacklip abalone) is the source of this 885-nucleotide messenger RNA. RefSeq lists its product as uncharacterized. The transcript has 4 exons. NCBI's taxonomy places the organism in Eukaryota, Metazoa, Mollusca, Gastropoda, Lepetellida, Haliotidae. The coding region runs from base 91 to 432 and encodes 113 amino acids. The record is from RefSeq and is a predicted model, not a curated record.
ACACACUCUGUAUCAGUUUCUACAGUUUCUACAACAACCACAACAGCACCAUCAUCGUCUACGUCAACAGUUCCCCCAGGUGACACUAGUAUGUCCAUCAGUACUCCCCCUGUGACAACGACACAGCAAUAUCCAGCGUGUGUUACCUCCCCCAGUGGCGUCUACGUAGCAGCUGGAACUGUUGGCGGUGCUGUGUUCGGCAGCGUCGUCACUGUCGUUGUCGUCGCCCUGUGGACGCACAACAAGAACAAGACCAAAGAUGACCAAGCUACAAACGUAUACGCCUCUACAUCAGCGUACGAGUACGUCGAUCACCAAUACGCCAUGGCUCCGAGGCAGUACGUCAACACCGUGGAGGGUGCAGAGACACCACACUACGUGAAUACAGACAGGGUUACAGGAGACACAGCCUACUACAACACUACACAGUGAACACCGUGGAGGUUCAGAGACACCACACUAUGUGUAUUACCUGGACUUCUGGGACAUGAGUGUAGCAUCAGAAAACAACGACGUUCAUCCCAACAUGACACUAGUAGGCCAGAUGUGACAGACGCUACUUGGGUACAUAUGUCCGAACUGAUCUCUUAGACCCUCGAAUCCACACCUUUCAUCUGGUGUCAUGGCUUUGGUGGUUUGGUCAGGCGGUGAGGUGGCCGAGUGGUUAAAGCGUUCCCUCCCACGCCCAGGUCACAUUCUAUAUUUAGGUACGUUGUCUGAAGCUCAUCUCUGGUGUCCCUGACAUGGUAUUGUCUAAUACCAGUGAAAACGGUGGUACUUAUAAAACGGCGGUACUUAUAAAACGGCUGUACUUAUAAAACGGCUGUACUUAUAAACCGGCGGUACUUAUAAAACGGCGGUACUUAUAAAACGGCUGUACUUAUA